Molecule: messenger RNA, 4046 nt
Organism: Pseudophryne corroboree (corroboree frog)
Lineage: Eukaryota; Metazoa; Chordata; Amphibia; Anura; Myobatrachidae
Gene: PAK4
Product: p21 (RAC1) activated kinase 4
Exons: 9
Coding region: 7-2154 (715 amino acids)
Biological process (GO): intracellular signal transduction; protein phosphorylation; regulation of MAPK cascade
Cellular component (GO): cytoplasm
Molecular function (GO): protein serine/threonine kinase activity; ATP binding
Source: RefSeq, a predicted model, not a curated record
UGGCCAAUGAACGCGCCCUCCCCGUCGCUGGGGGCGGGGCCUCAGGCGGCGUACGGUGUUGCCGGGCAGCAGCAGGCGCUGUGGGAGUCCGGACAGUCCCCGGAUGUUGGAGCUCGUAGGACAACAUGGCGCCCGGGGCCGGAGGACGGUGAGGGGAGCGGAGCCCGGAGCUCAGACACCCGACAGGGGGCAGGUCAGUUAGCUGCUAUGUUUACUAAGAAAAAGAAACGCGUUGAGAUCUCGGCUCCCUCUAAUUUUGAGCACCGGGUGCACACCGGCUUCGAUGAGCAGGAGCAGAAAUUCACAGGACUUCCGCGACAAUGGCAGAGCCUAAUAGAAGAAUCCGCAAAGAGACCAAAGCCACUGGUGGACCCGGCGUGCAUCACAGCCAUCAGGCAUGGUCCUCAGAAGACUAUUGUGCGUGGGAACAAGAUGUCUCGAGAUGGCUCUCUGGCUUGGCUCCUGGAUGAGUUUGAGACUAUGUCGGUCUGCCGUUCUAACUCCUUGCGCAGAGAGAGUCCUCCGUCCUACCCCAGGGAGCACCGCGUCCAUCUGGAGAACGGUGUGAGUGAUGGCCGUGUUCGUCAAGUACGUGAAGAUAGUGGAAGGGGGCCUGAGAGGAGCAGGACGGAGCACGGAAGGGACAGACCGAGGGAAGAACAGAAAGCAGCUCCCCAACAGCCACGGGGACAGGAGCCAAGCAAUAAACACAGGCCACCUCCUCCAGAUUAUCCUAAACCACCGGAGCACAGAUCCGUUCGUUCUCAUGACAGAUCAGAUGGGAAGAAGGACCACACUGUGAAGGAUGGUGACUACAGUGAGCCGGCAGAUAGGGUGGUGAGGAGGGAAAAAGAAGAGAGAAGGCCUAAAUCGUCAUACACUGGAGGACAGGGUAGUCCAAAGUCACCUAGAGACAAAAGACCACUCUCUGGACCGAAUAUCCGUACCCCAAGUAACCCUGCCACAGAAGGGGUGGUGAAAUCAACGCAACAGACAGGAGGUCCGUUUAAUACUUACCCACGUGCAGACACGGACCCAAACAGAGGUGCAGCUCCACAGGUUCAAGAUUCCCGGACAUCUAUUCCACUUGACCCCAAAAACCCCGCAAAUAGAGGCUCUUCUCGGCCACCUCCCGGCCAGACCAAGCCCAAACCUCCAGAGAAACCCUCUCCGGCCAGCCUCUCCCAACACAGCUCAGACCCACAGCUUUCUCGCCCAGCACAGACACAACAGCCUUCUCAGGCUCGCUCCCCACAGAGGGAACCACAGCGGGUUUCACACGAGCAGUUCAGAGCAGCAUUGCAGAUGGUGGUAGACCCUGGGGACCCCAGAUCCUACCUGGAUAAUUUCAUCAAAAUCGGGGAAGGCUCCACAGGGAUUGUCUGUAUCGCUACCAUCAGGAGUUCUGGGAAACUGGUCGCCGUCAAAAAGAUGGACCUCCGCAAGCAGCAGAGGAGGGAGCUACUGUUCAAUGAGGUGGUGAUAAUGCGGGAUUACCAGCACGAGAACGUAGUGGAGAUGUACAACAGUUACCUGGUGGGGGAUGAGCUGUGGGUUGUAAUGGAGUUCCUGGAAGGCGGAGCCCUUACAGACAUUGUCACACACACCAGAAUGAACGAGGAGCAGAUUGCUGCGGUCUGUGUGUCUGUACUGAAGGCUCUGUCUGUGCUUCAUGCCCAAGGAGUAAUUCACCGGGAUAUUAAGAGUGAUUCUAUCCUGCUGACACAUGAUGGACGGGUGAAGCUCUCUGACUUUGGCUUCUGUGCCCAAGUCAAUAAAGAGGUUCCUCGUAGGAAAUCCUUGGUGGGAACUCCUUACUGGAUGGCACCAGAGCUCAUCUCAAGGUUACCUUAUGGGCCGGAGGUGGACAUCUGGUCUCUGGGUAUCAUGGUAAUAGAGAUGGUGGAUGGAGAGCCUCCAUAUUUUAAUGAGCCUCCACUAAAGGCCAUGAAGAUGAUUAGGGACAAUAUGCCACCGAAGCUGAAAAACGUGCAGAAGAUAUCUCCCUUACUAAAGGGAUUUGUUGAUCGGCUUCUAGUGAGAGAUCCCAGCCAGCGAGCUAGUGCUAAUGAGCUGCUGAAGCAUCCUUUCUUGACUAAGGCUGGGCCCCCAUCAUGCAUCGUUCCACUGAUGAGGCAGAACCGCAUGAGAUGAACAGCAGAUGUAGGGAAGCUACUAUCCCCAUACACAGACCACCAAAGACUGACAAACCUGGGGGAGCGGGAAGACUUGUUCUGGCAAAUCCGCCUCCUGUUCAGUAUUGUACCAGGUACCCUGGAUAAAAAAAAACUACUGACUGACAUCUCUCCCAGAACCUUCUCAUGGUCUUCAUCUCUCUGCACUCUUCUGCUCCCUGAGAGGAGGGGUGUGCAGCGUCUCUCUGUGCAAGGUAACACUACAGCCUCUCGCCAACCCUUAGAGUGCUCAGGUAAUUUAUUUGUAACCAUGCACAAUACGGGAACUUGAGAAACCCGGAAGAUGUUGUGGAUUCAAUGAUUUGCUGUGUUCCACUUGGGCAAAUUAUAUUUUUGGAUAGUCCUUGGACAGACACAAGCCGUGCUCAUAUUCAUUACCUGGGACUUAACACUGGAAAAGAGAAAUCCUUAUACUGUGGUCGGGGACAACUGGAAUCCUUGGGACAGAAGGUGACACUGGCUCCUGGAAAUGUGAUUCUCCUUUCUUGUUUUCUUACAGGGAGCAGUUACCAGCUGAACUAGUCAGAGAUCCCAUCAUUGUGUUACUUUAAUCAUCCUAGGGGUAAUGCCCACUCAUCUCGUGGCAGAGGGACUUUGGGUGUCUCAGAAAAGUGAUCUGCACUAGUAUUUCAGAACAUUUCUUGAUAGUUUGCACUGUACGGCGCAGUUUAAAUAUAUCCAUACAAGAUGGCCCGAUUUAUAACACUAAACAAUGUGUCUAGCUUCAAGAGGACGGUUAUUUUGGUCGGUCCUCGUCCGAUUUCCAGAAUUGCACAACGAUCCCAGUAAAGGGGCUUAUUGCCGAUAUAAAGACAGGAUCUGAUCACAUUUACUCUUCAGCGAUCGGCAGAUACCUACGUACUCCCAUUGCGCUUCCUAAGUAAUGAAACCACUGUAGGCCGCACAAUCACAUUCCGUAUUCCUACAUACUAUCACCAUACCAUUGCAGGUCUCCCUUAGCUGUCAUAGUCUCCCAGAAUUAUCCGGGACCUUCACAAGUUGCAAUAUUAGAAGCUAAGACUGUCCUGAUGCACUUAGGCGUACAUGUAUGAAGUAUCUCCCAUACCGUUCAUCUCGCAUACAACGUGGGAUUACUACAGAUAUAAUAUAUAGUAGCCAAUGAUGUAACCACAAAGAAUUACCUCUCGCCACAUACUUUUCUAUGCUUUGGUCAUGUCGCUCAUGUUACCACCUCCAGGGGCACCUAUCUGUAACAUGUGUUGGUCAUUGUACAUUUUGGGCAGCUGGGGACGUACAGUAGGUACAGGCUUAUCUUAGACUGGAGAGAAUGGAGAUUUGUCUUCUUGGGAUUCUGACAAGUUUGGAGCUCCUAGGAGGUAGCUUGAGGUUCGAGGAGACUGUAGCGUUUUCUAUUCGGGCAUAAUAGAUUUAGUUUAGAAAUGCUGGUCUUCCACCACGCCAUGUGCAAUGUAUAUCAGUAUCUUUUUAGUAUGGGAUUUUUUUUAGGCCAAGCAUUUAUUUUAGGAGAGUUUUCCAUUACAAUCAAUAGUGCCUUACUGCCUUGUUUGUUCAUUGUCUCAUCUCAUAGUCCAUUCAAAUGACAAUCACGACGGACCAUUCGCUCAAUAUAAUCCACAACGUGAGCAAUAUUUGCAUCGCCGGGAGAUCGCCGACCUUCCCUCUUGUCCCAGUCCCCACCCUUACACGAGUGACUACUGGUUAUAGUUUUAUAUAUAAAUAUAUAUUUAUAAAGUGUAUGUUUUGAAACACUGCGGUCGGUAUUCCUGCAUUUUUGAUCUGGAGACAGAAAUAUGCUGUGACAUUGAGGAACUUGAAAAAGGAUUCUCUGCUUUUCUUUUGAUUUGUAUAAAUAAAUUCAACUGUAUUUUG